AUGGUUUGGAGGUACGGAAUGCACGCUAAAGUGCUUACGCCCUUUCGCAAAAUUGGUGCUUUUAACGCUCGAAGAGCGCAAUCGCUGAUGGAUGUGGAAACGAACGUUGUGACUGUGCCCCAACGAGCAACGACUUACGUAUUCGGAGACAUUCACGGCCAGUUUUACGACCUUAUGCAAUUAAUGGACGAUGUUGAUGUUACCACGUUAGCAAAACGUGAUGUCCAGCUGGUUUUCCUCGGUGAUUAUGUGGACCGCGGCGCAUUUUCAUGUGAAGUCAUUUUAUAUCUGCUCUUGCUGAAACUUCGUUUUUCUGACAAAGUAGUCUUGCUGCGUGGCAAUCACGAAUGUGAAUCCAUUUCCUCUUUCUACGGAUUUCGCAACGAAUGUCGAGUCAAGUACGGCAUCUCCGCGUACUAUCACUUUUUGUCUUGUUUCCAGUCAAUGCCCAUUGCUGCCUUGUUAUCGAUGUCACGUGGUAAAGUCUUUUGUGUUCACGGUGGCCUAUCACCUAAGCUGAAAACAAUUGACGAAAUUCAAGUCAUUGAUCGACGUCGAGAAAUUCCGACGACUGGACUAUUCUGUGAUCUUUUGUGGGCAGAUCCAGCGACUGUCAGUCAGAACGUUGACGAGAAAGUAGUCAUUGAACCAAUGUGGGAACCAAAUCAGACUCGAGGGUGUUCCUACUACUUCAAUGCUGCGGCAACAUUUGAGUUUUUAACGUGUAAUAAUCUGUUGUCAUUCAUACGGGCACAUGAAUAUGAAGAUGAAGGUUACAAAUUUCACUACAAUGAUGAGAUGUACCAAACACUCGACACUCGAGGUAAUAAAUCCAUGCCGCCGCUUAUCACUGUCUUCUCGGCACCGAAUUAUUGUGAUAGUUAUGGAAACACGGCCGCAUACUUACUCUUCAAGGACGAACCAUGGUCGUGGGAUAUUCAGCAACUCGUCUCGGCUGGACAUCCAGCACCACCGAUUCCAAGUGCUGAACGAGGUUUGGACAUGUGGCGAUUAUUUAAUCAGACACUGCCUUUUCUUCCGGCAAGCAAGGAGUUUUUUGAAGAAGUUUUAUGCUUGGCGGAGGGAUUGAAAGUUCAGUCGGGUAAGCUUAAUAAGCAAAGAUAUCGAAAGAAUGAUGGUGCAGUGGUGGGAGAGGAAAACGACAAUCCAGCAGAUCGAAGACGGCGUUUGACAAGCGAAAUGCACCCACAAGCACUUCGAAAAGUGCUGGAUGAUGAAGGAAUAAAAUGGAAAUCGGUCAAGGAAAACUCAACAAGUGCAGCACCAUCUCGAAUCCAUCGAAAUCUAGCGAUAACCAAUAUGGAAAUCCCUGAAGUUGACGAGCGUUCAAAUCUGCUUACUUUGCAAGAACUUGACACAGUGAAGUUAAUGUUUUCGUUAAUGGACACAGAUGGCAGUCUACAAUUAAACUCAAGAAAAGUGUCACAAUUUAUACUCAAUAUUUUAGGCGAAAGAAUUGAUAUGUCAGACGCAGAUGCAUACCUGAAAGCUCUGGAUUACGACAAAAACGGCGUGGUGGACUUUGCAGAUAUCCUUUCCUGGGUGGCAGUGAUAAAGGCGAAUCACAAUAAUUGUGACUUCAACAGUAGUCUAGUAGGUUGGGCAUCAGUGCAAAAUGGUAUACGGACAUUGGCGCAGAAAGUUAAACUCGGCAACCUGCUGUUAUGGUUGACGUGUGGAUGUCUACUUUGGGACAGUUUUGCCCCAAAACAGCAAAAAUUUAUCAAGUCGUCUUCAGUCCGACUGCUUGGCUCAGCUUCUCUCGUGCUGUACGCGAUAAAUAUUUUGUCUGGAAAACGCGAACAUGUUUAG
Molecule: messenger RNA, 1833 nt
Organism: Plasmopara halstedii
Lineage: Eukaryota; Oomycota; Peronosporomycetes; Peronosporales; Peronosporaceae
Product: serine threonine-protein phosphatase 2b catalytic
Exons: 11
Coding region: 1-1833 (610 amino acids)
Biological process (GO): calcineurin-mediated signaling
Cellular component (GO): calcineurin complex; cytoplasm
Molecular function (GO): calmodulin-dependent protein phosphatase activity; calcium ion binding; calmodulin binding
Source: RefSeq, a predicted model, not a curated record